Messenger RNA from Scaptodrosophila lebanonensis, 1097 nucleotides. RefSeq names its product mpv17-like protein. Gene Ontology annotation, cellular component: membrane; cytoplasm. The coding region runs from base 392 to 988 and encodes 198 amino acids. Lineage: Eukaryota; Metazoa; Arthropoda; Insecta; Diptera; Drosophilidae. The transcript has 5 exons. The record is from RefSeq and is a predicted model, not a curated record.
AAUUAUUGGGUUUAUUAUUGAUAUUUAGAUACAUAUACAUGUAAAUAAACUUGCAGAAGGCGAGGUAUAUUCAUACGUAACGUGCAGGGCCUACCAGCUUUAGGCGAGCCCAGGAAUAAAGCAAGUAGCUAACACUGGCGAAAUGUUUACUAGCUGCUUUCGCAUAUCGCCAAACAGAAACCAAAACAGUUCUAGAUGUGUAGCGCUUGAAAGAGCAUGACAUAGAAUUUAAAGUUUCUGUACGGAUGUGCACGUGAACUUACGUGUGUACGUAAGUUAGUACGAGACGCGUAACCAAAUCCACCAAACUACUUCAAUUAUACAAUAUAUCUAGAUACAUAUGUAUUUUAUUUGCUACGGAAUUGCUGUGAGUAAUAUAAGUUGAUUCGAAAUGGUACCGGCCAGUGUGAGAUUGCUGCAAUCAUCGCUGGCUCGAUGGCAGCAAGGCGUCCAAAAAAUACACCCCAUGACCAGGGGUGUGUUAACUUAUGCCGUUAUGUGGCCCACGGGCAGUUUGAUACAGCAAACAAUGGAGGGACGAAAUCUGAGGACCUAUGACUGGGCACGUGCCAUGCGCUUCAGUAUUUUUGGGGCUCUCUAUGUAGCCCCCACGCUCUAUGGCUGGGUACGUUUGAGUAGCGUCAUGUGGCCACAGACGAACCUGCGCAUUGGUGUGAUCAAGGCCAUGGUUGAACAAAUCUCAUAUGGACCUUUCGCAUGCGCCAGUUUUUUCUUUGGGAUGAGCUUGCUGGAGCGUAAAACAUUCACAGAGGCCAUAGAAGAGGUCAAGGAGAAAUUCGCUCCCACCUAUAAGGUGGGUAUUUGUGUUUGGCCCUUUUUGCAGACAAUAAACUUUUCCGUAGUGCCGGAACAUAAUCGGGUCGUCUUUGUCAGCAUUUGCAGUCUGAUCUGGACCUGCUUUCUGGCUUAUAUGAAGACAAAGGAGAUGGAACAUGCCAUCCAGAUCGAAGCGGAAACGAACGAUUAAUUGUGAAAUUUGAUACAAAUUUCUACAAAAUGCUGUGUACAAAUUUUAGACAAAUUACAAUACUUAGGUCAAUAAAGUGCAUUUCAAUAUUAUGUGUUAACAUAACAAA